AUGGACACAUACAAGCCACCAACGACAGCAGAUAAAAAGCAAAUUGCAAAGCUACAGCAGGUAUUGAUUAAUUUCUUUACAAAAGCUGCUCAAAUCAUACUAGACUCUAGAUCGUCUCCAGAGCCGCUGCAAUUUAUGAGUCAACCUUCACAACUUUAUCUUGUUCAAGUUCAAGAAGAUCCAAAUCUCAAGAUCAACAAAUGGUUUAAUCUUCAUAUGCCAUCAACUCUUGCUACUUCUAAAGAUGAGUUGAAGAUGUGGAAAUCUUCGGAUUUGACUAAUCUACCACCGAUGAUUAUCGAGACUUAUCUUGAUCUAAGACAAUUGCCAUCGAAUCAAACUUUGGUUUUAUUUGACGAGAAUAAGCAUCCUUGGACAGUAGCCAGAUCAAGUGGUAAAAAACAAGAAGUUGUAUUGGAAAGGUGGCUAAUCGAAUUUGAUCAAAAACAACCGGGCCAAGUUGUGGAUGAACUACCUUUGAUUUACAAACAAGCAAUUGUACUAUUUAGAACAAUAUACGGAUUCUCGAGAUUGAUGCCUGCUUACAAGUUGAAAAAGAAAAAUUCAAACAAGUUACCUUUGGGGAAUAAAAUAUUGGACGGUAACCAGCCUAUCAGUUCAAAGGGAAGAAUCGGGUUAUCAAAAGCAAUAAUCAAUCAACAAAGUACUUCAACAGAGCCGUCUUCGCACAUGACUCAGAAGAAUUUUCAACCUAUAAGUACCAGCUUAGGUUCGUUGAAGAUAUCUAUUGCAUAUAGAAAUCACUACGAUUUUAGUAUAUCUGAGAAUGAGGAAGUUUUAUCGGUUCAUUUUAUCAAACACGAUGAAGAUGCAAAAAAGCACAUGUCACUAUCUCCAUGCUCUUCGUUGACGUCGUUUAAAGAUAAUUUAUCACUGUUUAAUAAAGAACUUUCAACUUCACUCAAAAAGAGUACAUCAAACGCAACUUCAUUUAAAAUUGGAUCUAAUUCCCCACCACCACCAACUCAACCUCAGAAUCAAGCUCAAAUUCAGAAUCAGAUUCAAACUCAGACUCAAACUCAGACUCAGACUCAAACUCAGGCUCACUCUCAGGCACACUCUCAAAUACCAUCACAGACGGGACCUACAACAAUUGCCACCCCUGGCGGAGCUACUUCUCAACCGCAGAAUUUACAAUCGAGUUCGUUAGAAAGGAAAGUUUCAAUUACAAGUAGUAAAUCGAUCUCAAAUGCAUCACUAGCUGCUUUUCUCAGAAAUCCAAGAACCAGUAGCACCCCUUCGUCUACUAACAUUCCAAUCGUUAGUACCAGUAAUAAUGCAUACAGCACUUCAAUUCCACGCUCAAUCGGAUCCUCGACUGGUCAGGAUGAGGGGAUUUUCACUAAUCCCGAUAGCACAAAUAACACGCCUAGAUUUUCCUCUUCUUUUGGAUCGCGAGCAAGUCGAAGAUUCAGUAAUACCAGUAUCAGGCAACAAACACCGCAAUCCGAUUAUUUCACACAAGGAAACAAUAGUGUUGAUGCAGCAUUGAGUGGUUUAUAUGGAGAUGAUGACAUUAGUGACUUUGUACGAAUGAUUGACAGCACAUCAGACUUGAAACUCUCGGGCGGACAUAGUAGCUCACACGACUCAGAAACUAGAAUUAGAUCAAUACCCGAGGUUGAAGGUGGCGAAGAGAGGUACGCUUUAAAGAAAUAUCAACUGUUGAGGAAUAAGCAUCAACAAUUGGGAGAUAGUGUUAAUGCAAGUGUGAUUUUGCAAUCACGACAGAGUAGUCGCAAGAGUUCGUUGAAUUCACCUGCUAGUUCAUAUGAUCAAAAUCAAGUAGUAGUUUCAUCAGCCCAUUCUUUAAGGGCAAGAGAAAUGAGCCCGCCCUCGCGAUCUGGAAGUAUUGAACCAAAUCGACCCACAAUUAUGUCGAGGAUAAACUCGAUAAAUACUUCAUUACCUACACCUGUCAUUACAUCGAGUGCCAAUGAAAUCCCUACCAUCACCAACAUCACCAACAACACCAAUAAUAAUAACAACAACAACAAAAACACCACCACCACAACAACAACAACAAUUAUAACAUCAUCAUCAUCAUCAUCAUCAAUGGCUACAGCUCACCCAAAUAGAAUGUCAUCUAUACAAACAAGUAGUUUAACCAAUAGAGACAGCCAAAGUAGCUCUAUUAUUCCAAAUAUCAAGAGUGGAGCAACAACAGUUGUGAGUGGUAUGGCAACUAGUCCCUCUAUAUAUGAAUAUAGAACUUUAUGUUAUAGAUGUGGUGACAAUAACUACAACGAAGAUGAUCCAAAUUCUGAUCAACAAUAUGACCCCAAGUCAAGGAAGUUAUCGAGGAAAUAUGAAGAAGAAGAGGAUGAUUUACUUUUUGCAAUGAGUGACAUGAAUCCUAAAUGA
This is a messenger RNA of Lodderomyces oxycetoniae, 2385 nucleotides long. Its product is annotated as serine/threonine protein kinase regulatory subunit. Gene Ontology annotation, biological process: piecemeal microautophagy of the nucleus; mitophagy; protein localization to phagophore assembly site. The transcript has a single exon. The coding region runs from base 1 to 2385 and encodes 794 amino acids. The record is from RefSeq and is a predicted model, not a curated record. Lineage: Eukaryota; Fungi; Ascomycota; Pichiomycetes; Serinales; Debaryomycetaceae. Gene Ontology annotation, cellular component: cytosol; Atg1/ULK1 kinase complex; phagophore assembly site.